Molecule: messenger RNA, 693 nt
Organism: Girardinichthys multiradiatus
Lineage: Eukaryota; Metazoa; Chordata; Actinopteri; Cyprinodontiformes; Goodeidae
Exons: 5
Coding region: 1-675 (224 amino acids)
Source: RefSeq, a predicted model, not a curated record
AUGGCAUCAGAGCAGCCCAGUGCAAAAAGAUGUGAACUCUACAAAGGGUUUGUAGAUUUCACUGAUUCAGAUCACCUGAAGCUCCUCAGGUACUGCAGCACCAGAUGGCUGAGUCUGCUAACCUGUAUCCAGAGAGUGUUGAACCAGUGGGAUGCACUGCAGGCCUACUUUAACAGUCAUGAGGAGGUGGAGAGGAGUGCCAAAGUGCGCGAUCUAGCAAGCCAUCUGCGUGAUCCAAUCGUGAAGGCUUACUUCAUGUUCCUGAGUGCUGCCCUUAAGCCUUUAUAUGAAUUUAAUAUUGUCUUCCAGUCAGAGGCCAUGCAGAUUCACAGACUUGAAGAGGAGAUGUGCAGGCUGAUCAAGAGGAUCCUGGGGUUCCUCAUACCAGCCAGGGCCAUCAUGGGUGUACCUCUCAAGGAGGUGGAGUAUGGAGAAGGACAUCAGUUGGCUGACGAAGAGCUCUUUAUAGGAGCAGAAACAAAGGCAUUCAUGGCAAGGAAAGAGCUCCCUGUGUCAGCGGAGAAGAAAAUCUUUCAAUCUGUGAGAAGAUUCUAUGAAGCAGUGCUUCAGAAGAUGUUCUCCUCCUUUCCUCUUGACCAUCCACUCCUGAAGGACAUGAAAGUGCUGGACCCUGCUGCUCGCCUUGACAUUACUCCAGGGACAGGUAGAUGUUAGAGUCAGUUCCUCAUUGAU